CCUUUUUGUUCUGUGUGUUGGUUUUUCUUUUUUUAAAUCGGUUCCUCUCUUUCGCGCGAACCUCGGGAGUUCAUCGAGGAAGGCUAUCCGUUUCGCGGACGACGAUACGAUCAUCGUUCGGAUAUAUAUCAGCGCGCGCGAGUGUGAUCAACGUUCAAUCCGCAGAAGAGUUCUUCUUUCUUCUUCUCUCUUUUCUUUUUUCUUUUACCUUUUUUUCUUUUUUUUUUUUUUAUUUUUAUUUUUAGUGACUGUGUAAAGAUUGCGGUAUAAAACGUGGAGAAGGACCUAGAAGGGAGGGUAAAUAAAAUAAAAUAAAAUAAAAUAAAAUAAAAUAAAAUAAAAUAAUAUUUACAAAAGGAACGGUGUCGUCGAUCAAACAAAAUUUCGUAUUUUUCGUGAAGAAGAAGAGAUAGACGACGAACAAAGUCAGCCGGAGAAAAAGAAAAGAGACAGACAAAGAUAUAUAAGAAAAAGAAGACAUCAUGGACAUAUCAGAAGAUUGUUGGGAGCACGUGGGUCUCCUUCAGGAAGUCUCCCCCUCGGAGCCAGCUCCACCACCGCUUCAACCUGACUUCCUCAUUCAGCAACAGGAGCUGCUAGUGAGCGGCGGGCAGCCGACGACGGCGACUUCGCCAGCAAUGUCGUCAGGUGGGGCCUUAAGUCCCGGUGCCCUUUCACCCUCGUCGACGGCGACAACGACGACGGGGGCUGGGGGAGGAACUGGUACUUCCGGUGGCGCCACAACCCCUGUUGCUGCCACGACAGGACCUGGAUGCUGUGAAAAUGGGAGGCCUAUGAUGACUGACCCAGUAACUGGUCAAACAGUUUGCAGUUGUCAAUACGAUAGUGCCGCGAGGUUAGCAUUAGGAGCUUAUCCAAGAUUGGCACCAACUGCUACCUCAUAUUCCUCUUACCCUACACCAACACCUUCUACUACCGAUCAGGCCCCUUACCCUAGUAUCGGUAUGGACAGUUCUGCCUUCUAUUCACCUUUGGGAAAUCCGUACGGUCUGAAGGACGCUACGGGGAUGGGGAUGACGGCGGAUAUGGGUGCUGCAUGGGGUACGGCCGCUCUUCAACCUGCUGCCACGGGUUACUACCCUUACGAUCCGACCCUGGCCGCCUACGGAUAUGGUGCGGGCUACGAUCUCGCGGCACGACGAAAGAACGCGACGAGGGAAUCGACGGCGACCUUGAAAGCCUGGCUGAACGAGCACAAAAAAAAUCCUUACCCAACUAAGGGCGAGAAAAUCAUGCUUGCCAUUAUUACUAAGAUGACAUUGACGCAAGUAUCAACGUGGUUUGCGAAUGCACGAAGACGUUUAAAGAAAGAAAAUAAAAUGACUUGGGAACCGAAAAAUAAGACCGACGACGAUGAUGACGCGGUACUUACGGAUUCGGAGGAUAACAAGGAAAAAGACGAUCUUGCGAAUGAUAAUCGUGGCGACAGAGUCGGCGAGGACGCGAGGAGAGGUCUCGACGAUAACGAGCCCAUGAGACACGUCAAGGCCGAACACAUGCAACACGAGAAAGACCUCGACGACGAGGACGAUCUCGACUUGGAGGAGGAUCCACGUGGCCGUGGUGAACUUCCCUUUCAUCAUACCAUGCAACACCAUCAUCAUCAUCACCAAGGUUAUGCGACGGACGAGCAUUUGAAAGACGAGGGUAUAAAAACGGACUGCAGCGGCGGUGGCGUACCGAUACCAGCGACGAAACCAAAAAUCUGGUCAUUGGCGGAUACGGCUGCUUGCAAGACUCCACCACCGCCGUCUCAUCCUCAUCAUCAGCAGUAUCAUCAUCUGCAUCAUCAACAACAUUACGCUCAGCAACAACAUCACCUUGGCAAUCAAGUACACCAUCAUCACUCGCAACAACCUUGGUUAGGAUCUGCUGGUGGUGGUGGCGGUGGUGGUGGUGGCGGUGGUGGUGGUAGUGGAGGUGGUGCUGGCGGUGCUGGAGGUGGUAGUUUGAGUACAUCCUUCGCGUUACCUUCGUCGGCCUCCAUGAGUCCUUCGGCGGCAGCGACCGCACCUUAUUCCAGUGCUGCCGCACGAUACGGCGGUUUCCUAUCGUCCUCAUCCGGUGGACAACUUCAUUACAAUCCAAAUUCCUCGUCUGGUUCAACAUCCUCCGCAUCCUCGUCAGCUGCGGCGGGGUUUCCAGAAGUUGGUACGGAUACCCCACCUCAGACGCCACCCAAUAUGAAAGUGGCUACUCCGAAUGGGGUGAUCCAACCACCACCAGCCGGUUAUUGCCCAACUGGCAAUACCAACCCAACGAGCAACGGUAAUCCCAAUCAUUACGCAACGAGUCAUCCCGGUGCUGGCGGUUAUCUAUCCGCUACAUCUGGAUCAGCUGGUGGGGCCUCGACCUUUGCCUCGAGACUUCAAAGUUCACCGCACAAGGACUUCUCCCCGGCGGGACAAAACUCGAUUCUUCAUCAGCACCAAACCACUGCCAGUUUACCACCGACAGAAGCUACGACUGCGUUUAAACCUUUCUACAAAGGAUCACAAUCAAUGGGUAGUGGGUUCGUAUCGCCGGUCUAAGAAACAUCCACAGAGAUCCAGGAAAAUCGUCGCUAUCUCUCAAGGCUUAGUAAAACGGGCGCCGAAAAGAGAGAAGAUGGACGGUACGAGGACGAAAAACAAAGUGGAAGUGAUCUAAGAGAUCCCUGAAUUUAUUCUCGUUAUCUUGCCACGAAUAAGAGGAAAAAGAAGGGAGAAAGAAAGGAAGAAAAGAAAGAAGAAAGGAAAGGAAAGAGGAAAGGAAGGAGAAUUGAAGGAAACGGAAUCAGAAAGCUCGAUUUUCGGAUACAUAAAUCUACCCCUUGAUCUCCGCGAGGUGCAAGGAUUGGACUAUUCAAAGGAUGGAAGAAAGAGUGAGAGAGAGAGAGAGAGAGAGAGAGAGAGAGGGUUGGUACCGGCUUAGAGAAGAUUUAGGAAUUAGAGGAAUUACUUCGAAGUGCCUGCACGUGCACGAGUAAGCGAGAAAGAAGCAAUGAAGGAUAGAUCGGAAAGAAGAAGGACGAAAGAAGGGAGGGAGGGUUGAAGAGAGGGAAGGAGGGUAAAGAAUGGUGAACGUGAUAGAGCAAGGAUAUCAAGGUCAGAGAUAAUAUGUUUGCCGUUCUUGUUAGUCGCGCAUCGAAUCAUUGAUAAAAUUCACCUAUCUACCUACCUACCUACCUACCUAUUUGUCGACAUAAUUGUAAAUAUAGGAGAAAGAGAGAGAGAGAGAGAGAGAGAGAGAGAGAAAGAAAGAGAAGGGAUUGGAAGGAAGGUAAUAUGAGGAUUAAAGAAGGGAUUUUAUUUAGUUCGCUCUAAUUUUCGUUGAAAUCGUUAUCUCUUAUUAUCGGCCAUCACGAAGGAACAAUAUUAAAUCGAAAUACGGGCAACGUGCAAGUAUAUACCUAUACAUAAAUACAUACAUACAUACAUAACAACUUCGGAUAUUAUUAUUAUUAUUAUUAUUAUUAUUAUUAUUAUUAUUAUUAUUAUUAUUAUUAUUAUCGAAAGGCGCCUAAGUCCGAACGGGCCAAAGAUCUUCGUUGAGACUCGACGAAUGUGUGUGUGUUUAUUACCAUAAGAGUGAGGAAGAAAUAGAUUGACGAAACAGAAAGAUAUAGAAUGACAGAAAGAGAAAGAGAGAGAGAGAGAGAGAGAGAGAGA
This is a messenger RNA of Vespula pensylvanica (western yellowjacket), 3671 nucleotides long. RefSeq names its product homeobox protein araucan-like. Lineage: Eukaryota; Metazoa; Arthropoda; Insecta; Hymenoptera; Vespidae. The coding region runs from base 483 to 2552 and encodes 689 amino acids. The transcript has 7 exons. Gene Ontology annotation, biological process: neuron differentiation; cell development; regulation of transcription by RNA polymerase II. The record is from RefSeq and is a predicted model, not a curated record. Gene Ontology annotation, molecular function: RNA polymerase II cis-regulatory region sequence-specific DNA binding; DNA-binding transcription factor activity, RNA polymerase II-specific. Gene Ontology annotation, cellular component: nucleus.